AUGGCCACCGGGUCGGUACCAGAACUCGACCAACUACAAGGCUACAAACACGCCGUGGCCGGACACGCCGGGACCUUGUGCGACGGAGAUGGCAAGCUCUUCAUCAAACCCUGUAUGCAAAAGGAAAUCGACUUUUACCAGCACGUUCAGCGAGAAGCCUCCGACCCGGACGAGUCCAAAGAAAAGUACCGCGACCUGUCCGACAUCCUGCCCGUCUUCAUGGGCACGCUGAUGCUCACGGACCCGACGGACCAGCGCAUCAGUGACGCGGUGACGGGCGUCGUUUCCAACAGCGGGACGGUGAUGACGGACAAGGAGCAGAUCAGCACGGCGCUGUCAGAACAGGUGGCCAAGGUAGCCGAGGCGGCGGCGGCGGCGGCGCAGCAGCAGAACAAGAAGGGCAGCGGCCAAGGAGGAGGAGAGAAGACGGAGCUGGCAGGGGCGGGGGCAGCUGAGCAGGAAUGGAUCCCUACCAACGGUGGCCCUAUCAAGACGGACAGGGCCAUUGUGCUGGGCAACGCGUCAUACGGCUUCAAGAAGCCGAAUGUGCUGGAUGUGAAGCUGGGGGUGCGUCUCUAUGCUGACGACGCCCCGGUCAAGAAGAAGGUCAAGAUGGAGAAGCUAAGCUCGGAGACGACGCACCGCAGCCACGGCUUCCGCGUCUCGGGCAUGAAGGUCUUCCGCGGCUCGGCGGACCCCGCGCAACUCGAUGACGAGGGCUUCCAGGUCUACGAUAAGGACUUUGGCCGGUUGACCGUCACCGAGGACAACGUGGCCGCCGAGAUCAGCAAGUUCGUCUUCAACCGCGAAGCCGGCAUCGACCGUCACCUGGGACGCGCCGUGUGUCGUGCGCUGGCGACAGAGGUUGCCCGCGUCGAGAACGUCAUCCGGCAGCACGAGUUCACAAUGUACUCGGCCUCGCUGCUCAUCAUGUUCGAGGGUGACGGCAAGGCUCUCGAGAAGGCGAUCCAGUACAACAACGAGACCGUCGACGCUAUCGAGGAUGCCGUGGCCGCCGCUAAGCGCGUCGACAGUGGCAUCGUGCUCGACGACGAGGGCGACUUUGUCACGGCCGCCGACAGCGACGACGAUGACGAGGCCAAACCGCCUCGCGUCUACACCGUCAAGCUGAUCGACUUUGCCCACGUCGACUGGACGCCGGGGAAGGGACCUGAUCAGAACCUGCUCAAGGGAGUGAGCAGUAUAAGAAAAGUUUUUGAGGAGUUGGCGAGCCGCGGGAAUUGA
Messenger RNA from Geosmithia morbida, 1245 nucleotides. RefSeq names its product inositol-polyphosphate multikinase. The transcript has 2 exons. Gene Ontology annotation, biological process: inositol phosphate biosynthetic process; phosphatidylinositol phosphate biosynthetic process. Lineage: Eukaryota; Fungi; Ascomycota; Sordariomycetes; Hypocreales; Bionectriaceae. The record is from RefSeq and is a predicted model, not a curated record. Gene Ontology annotation, cellular component: nucleus; cytoplasm. The coding region runs from base 1 to 1245 and encodes 414 amino acids. Gene Ontology annotation, molecular function: inositol-1,4,5,6-tetrakisphosphate 3-kinase activity; inositol hexakisphosphate kinase activity.